CAUGGUGUAUUUGGGUGUUAAUGACACAAAUGAUUUACCUGAGGGUAUAGAGGUCGAUGCCUUUCCACAUGAAAGUUUUGCAAACAAGGCAGGUGAUGACAUCAUGCUACUAAAGCUUAAAACCCCAGCAACUCUGAACAAGACUGUGAAUAUCAUUGACCUGCCAGAAACUAAUAGAGAGAAAAUCUCAAGUAACUGCAUGGCCAUGGGUUGGGGCUUGGAGGAAUACGAUAAGACGACUCCAUCAAGCGUCCUGAGAGAAGUGAACUUGACUCUUUUAGACUCUGAAAAUUGUGCCACACCUCACACUUUAUGCACUAAGGAAGACGCCGGGCCAGCACAGGGAGACUCUGGCGGUCCACUUAUUUGUGGAAAUGUCCCACAGGGCAUUGUGUCUUACUACACAAUGGACAUGUCUACAAGAUACCUUACAAUGUAUACUAACGUUUCUCAUUAUCUUCCAUGGAUUCAUAAAAUCAUGAAUGCAACUCUUUAAAGCAUCACAAAACAUGGAAGGCAAAGCUGAAUAAACUCAACAUGUUUGAUAUUAAAGCAUGUCUGAUUUAUGAAAGCUCUUUAUUUGAAUUUUUAUGUACUAGAUUGAA
Molecule: messenger RNA, 605 nt
Organism: Misgurnus anguillicaudatus (oriental weatherfish)
Lineage: Eukaryota; Metazoa; Chordata; Actinopteri; Cypriniformes; Cobitidae
Source: RefSeq, a predicted model, not a curated record